AGAAAAAGAAAAAAAAAGGAAAAAAACAAUGGCGUCUUCUUCUUCUUCGUCUGACGUACAAGUACGCCAUGUUUGGGCUUCAAAUCUGGAGGAGGAGUUUCGUUACAUCGAUAAGUGUCUGCCGCCCGAUCGCCGCCAGUUCACCUUCGUCUCGAUGGACACCGAAUUUCCAGGGACAAUUUACAACCCCGACGGGGUUCCACCACACAUGCGCGCCCCGGCGGAAUUCUACUCCAACAUCAAGCGAAACGUCGACGCGCUAAAAAUUAUCCAACUCGGCCUCACAAUAUUCGACAGGUACGGCAAUCUACCCCGCUCGGCGGAAACCGGUCGGGAACAAAUCUGGGAAUUCAACUUUCAAUUUGAUUCUGCCAUCGACCCUUAUAACAAGGAAUCCGUAUCCCUACUCGAGAAACAAGGGAUCGAUUUGUCACGGAACAAGAAAUACGGGAUCGACUCACGCGAGUUCGCCCUGCUGUUCAAGUGCUCGGAGCUGGGGAUGCGGUCAUAUUCCGGCAGGCUGGUCUGGCUCACCUUCCACGGGCCGUACGAUUUCGCGUACUUGACGAAGAUUCUGAACAACGGGUAUUUCAAAGGGAAUGUGUACGAUUUGAAGAGUAUGAUUCCGUUCGUCGGACUGCACGGGGGUUUGGAAAAGGUUGCGCGGAGUUUGAACUUGAAGAGGGUCGUCGGAAAAAGUCACCAGGCGGGCUCCGACAGCUUGCUGACGAUGCAUGCGUUUUUUGGGUUGAUGAAGAAUUGCUUGGAGAUGGGGGGUCGCGACCCCCGGGCGAGUAGUUUGAACUUGAUGAUCGCCAGAAAUACCGGUUUGGAGAUGAUGCAGACAUUAUUCGGGUUGUUCGGGUUGAUGAAGAGGAAUAGUUGUUCGGGUUUGGACGGGUUGCUGACGAUGCAGACGAUAUUCGGGUUGAAUGCUCGUGCCGUCUUUUGAGUUGCUGCGGGGAUUUUA
Molecule: messenger RNA, 970 nt
Organism: Erythranthe guttata (spotted monkey flower)
Lineage: Eukaryota; Viridiplantae; Streptophyta; Magnoliopsida; Lamiales; Phrymaceae
Source: RefSeq, a predicted model, not a curated record